Rosa rugosa (rugosa rose) is the source of this 381-nucleotide messenger RNA. Its product is annotated as classical arabinogalactan protein 11-like. The transcript has a single exon. NCBI's taxonomy places the organism in Eukaryota, Viridiplantae, Streptophyta, Magnoliopsida, Rosales, Rosaceae. The record is from RefSeq and is a predicted model, not a curated record. Bases 1 to 381 code for a protein of 126 amino acids.
AUGGUACGACCAAAGAAAGAGAUCAAGAUGGUACGUCCAGUACUUGUGUUUGCUCUCCUCUUUGUUGCCAUUGUUGGGGUUACAUCACAAGAAGAAGAUGAAGCACCAUCAAGUUCACCACCUUCCCCUCCAUCCUUGUCGCCGUCGGAAGCCCCCACCGAAAGCGAAAGCGACAGCGACGCUUCCUCCCCAUCCCCUUCUGGCAGUCACAAUUCAUCUCCGCCUUCCCCCGAAGACCACAGCGAUGGUGAUGGUGCCUCUGCCCCAGAAAGCAGCGACUCCGCUGAUUCCCCUGAAGGCGAAGCCGAAGGACCAGAUACAGAUUUAGGAAGCGAAGAAGAUUAUCCCACUGAUGAUCUCUCCAGGCUCAUCCAAAGCUAG